Prinia subflava (tawny-flanked prinia) is the source of this 2290-nucleotide messenger RNA. RefSeq names its product purinergic receptor P2Y12 (gene P2RY12). Lineage: Eukaryota; Metazoa; Chordata; Aves; Passeriformes; Cisticolidae. Gene Ontology annotation, molecular function: G protein-coupled purinergic nucleotide receptor activity. Gene Ontology annotation, biological process: blood coagulation; G protein-coupled receptor signaling pathway. The record is from RefSeq and is a predicted model, not a curated record. Gene Ontology annotation, cellular component: membrane. The transcript has 3 exons. Bases 349 to 1374 code for a protein of 341 amino acids.
GGCACAUGAAACCAAACAUACCCCUCCCUCACAGACACACACUCAGAAGACACAGCAGAGGAGAGCAGAGCACACCAACCCACAGAGAGUGAGCCUCUAACUAAAACAGAAGCAGACGCUUGUAGUGCAUCAUCUGGAAUCUGCAGCUGUCACUGGCCAAGAAACCAGCUCCCAGAAGAGGAGGGUGUGAGCCGCAGGCCUGGGAUGCUGAGCUGCCCCUCUGGCUGUGCCUGCUGCCAGGGAUUCCAGAGGAGCAGUGCUUCACACCCAUGGUGAAGAGCUGCCGAGGAGCCCCCAGUGAGACCAGCCCAGGGAACAGCCACUCCUGCUGGGAGAGGGACUACCACAAUGCAAAUGAAAGCCACAACCCAAUUCAGCUCCUCCAGGAACGACAGCAACUGCACCAGUGACAGCAGGGUCAGCCAAGUCAUCUUCCCUUUACUCUACACAUUUCUGUUCCUGGUGGGGAUCACUAUGAAUGGCCUGGCAAUGUGGGUCUUCUUUAAAAUAUCCAGUAAAUCCAAUUUCAUCAUCUUCCUCAAAAACACUGUAAUUUCUGACUUCCUCAUGAUCUUGACUUUUCCAUUUAAAAUCCUCAGUGAUGCAAAGCUGGUAUCCUGGGUCCUGCGAGGGUUUGUGUGCCAGGUCACCCAGGUUGUGUUUUACUUCACCAUGUACAUCAGCAUCCUGUUCCUUGGUCUGAUCACUGUGGAUCGCUACCAGAAAACUGCCUCACCUUUCAGAACAGCAACUCCACGGAGCCUUUUAGCUGCCAAGAUCCUGUCCACAGCAAUCUGGGUGUCAAUGUUCGCUCUCUCAUUACCCAACAUGAUUUUAAAUAAUAAGAAGAAAACACCCAAGAGCGUAAGGAAGUGUGCUCUCCUCAAAUCAGAGUUUGGCUUAGUCUGGCACGAAGUUGUAAACUACAUUUGUCAGCUCAUCUUCUGGGUUAACUUAGCAGUCAUAGUGGUGUGUUACAUCCUCAUCAGCAAGGAACUGUACAAAUCCUACAAAAGGACACGAUGCACAGGCAAUGCAUCCAAAAAGACUGUCAAUCUCAAGGUUUUCAUAAUAAUUGCCGUGUUCUUUAUUUGUUUUGUGCCGUUCCACUUUACCAGGAUCCCCUACACCCUGAGCCAGACGAGAGAUGUGUUUGACUGCUCUGCCCAGAACACGCUGUUCUACCUGAAGGAGACCACGCUGUGGCUGACGUCCCUCAACGCCUGCCUGGACCCCUUCAUAUACUUUUUCCUUUGCAAAUCAUUCAGGAAAUCCCUGCUGGACGUGCUGUGCAAGCACAGGGCCGUGCUGGGGCUCGGGGCACACACAAAGGAGCAGAACGAGGGCGAUGACACUGAUGAGACUCCGCUCUAGACCUCAGGGCUCCACACGACCCUGCCUGGCCACACACGACUGUUGAGGGUGGCAGGAGCACAGAUCCAUGAAGAGUGCACAGAACUUCACCCACUUCCUGAGAAAUAGUCCUGCAGAUGAAGCAGGAGCACCCUGGAACCACUGCCUGCAAAAGCAGAAAGCUUAAAAAACAAGAGGAGCCCCCGACCCUCAACCUCCAUCCCUGCCAAAACAGGAGCUCCCCUGAGCCCAGCCUCCACUGAGAACUGCUGGGGAGAAGUCUGAACUCAAAGGUGGAACUGUGAGGAAAAACUUAAAACAGCAUCAUGAAAUGCUACAGAUGGUAUCACGAACUUGUAAAGGUUUUGCAGAAAUAGCUGAACUUGGGCCAGAGUAAAGUCCACAACAACACAGGAUGUGGGAAAUGCAGAUCAAGUCCACAGUACAUGUGAUUUUUCAAUACAGGGAGUUGUCACCUUGUAUGCAAUGGGCAGGCAAACCAAAGCCUAGGCCAGAUGUAGAGGACCCAUUUGUGCAGAUUUUUGGUAACAGAAUAACACUUUGCUUAUCUCAUUCUAUGCUUGCAGUUCCUAAUCCAUUGACCAAUAAUUAAUAGUUGUAUGUCAGAGAAAAUUAUUUCAUAAUCAGGCUUAUCUUGAUAUGAAUUCAAUCCCCAAAGCCUUCCCUGUACUACAUAAAUAAACAAAACUCUAUGUUUUCACAGAGAACAUUCUAUUAGAAAACAUACAAAUGCUCAAUUUACAUCAUACUGAGAUCCUGGGGAAAGACAGGCUCAUGGUAACCUCUUUACUGAUGAUUAAGGGCAGGUUUUUGCACUAUACAAAAUACUCAACCACUUCCCUUUUUGCACUUGGAAAACCUGAAAAAACCAGGGAAGUAUUUUCAAGUACAUGACAUUCUGAGGUAUCACAGCCCU